This is a messenger RNA of Alligator mississippiensis (American alligator), 4376 nucleotides long. It is a transcript of the gene DBP, whose product is annotated as D-box binding PAR bZIP transcription factor. The record is from RefSeq and is a predicted model, not a curated record. Gene Ontology annotation, cellular component: nucleus. NCBI's taxonomy places the organism in Eukaryota, Metazoa, Chordata, Crocodylia, Alligatoridae. Gene Ontology annotation, molecular function: RNA polymerase II cis-regulatory region sequence-specific DNA binding; DNA-binding transcription factor activity, RNA polymerase II-specific. Gene Ontology annotation, biological process: regulation of transcription by RNA polymerase II. The coding region runs from base 1613 to 2344 and encodes 243 amino acids. The transcript is spliced from 4 exons.
GGCUGCAGGGUGGGAGUGAGGUAAACCAGCAGUCCUCUGUUGGGGUAGGCAGUGUCUGUGAAUGAGAAGAGAGCGGUACAUGUGAGGCUGUUGGGUGGCAUGGAGCAGGUGGGGGCUGCAAGUUGAAAGCGAGAGGCCCCCGGUAGUGCCAUGUAGUGCCCACCCACAUGCGCGCACACAUGCAUGUGCUAGUGGAGAGGGACACCCCAUCCCCACAUGCAGCACCCUUUCACCUCAGGGCCAUGAUGCAUCUUGCUCUCAAGCUGCUGCCCCUGACAGGCCUGAGUGCUCCCCAGCACAGGGCGUGACCUGCAGCCCUCACCUGCCUCCUGCCCCACGUGCGCCAGGCAGAGUCAGGCUUAAGGAAUGGGGUGAGGCUGGGCCUCCUGCCUCUGCCACCUGCUUCAGCCUUGUGUCAGCACGUGGGUGGGGGAACCCAGCCUGACAUCUCCCCAGGGGAGUCUCCCACCUUUUUCUCUUCCUCGGUAUACCAGGAAGGUGCCAUGUCAGUGCUGUUGGCAGGGAAGCAUCUCCAAAUCCUGUGUGACAGCCCCCUGCCCCCACCCCAGUCCUGCAGGGGCAUCCUGGAAUCCUUUGCAUCGGGCCCCUGCUCUCCCCAGUGGUGACCCAGAACCUGGGACUGUCCCCCGGCUCCCUUCAGCAGCUACCUCAGACCCCUUUGCACCAGCCCCUGCUGUUCUUGGGGCUAUCCCGGAGUCCUUUGUGCCACUCCAGCCCCUUUGGUGCCAAGCUAUGCUCUUCUCCAUGUGGUCCCAGAACCCUGUGUGUUAGUCCCCACUUCCUUCAACCAUCCUUAAGAAUCCCAUUUAAGGCCAUCCCAGAAUCCUCUGCACCAGGCCUUGUCUCAUCCCCAAAUCCUUUGGCUGAACCCCAUCUCCACUCAUUCCAAAAUGCUUUGGCCUGUGCCCCAAAUAAAUCAUAGGAUCCUUUGCCUCAUGACAUAAAUCCCAACUUGACACAAGGGGGUGUUUUUGAUUCAGAAGUGAAAGCCAAGCAUAUUGAACCCCAUCCUGUUUUGGGGUGAAGGGGGCACCCCUGGUCUGGGGACAGGUAGAGUGAGCUGGGAUGCAGUCACCUGAAUAUAAUGACUUGAGAUGCCUGGAUUCUGUCCCAGCUCUGGAGAGGGGGUGAAAUCUGAUGGGUUAGAGCAGGAAGCCAGGACUCCAGGAUCCUGUCCCUGCUUGAGGAGGGUCUGGUGGCUUAGAGCAGGGGGCCAGGAGCCUUGAUUCCUGGGUUCUGUCCCAGCUCUGGGAGCAGAGUAGGGUGUAGGGAGUUAAAGUUGGGGUGGGGGCUGGGAGCCUGGACGCCUGGGUUCUAUUCCUGGCUGUCCCUGCACGUGACCCUGCAGAGAGCGCUCCCGCGGUGCUGGCGUGGGCGGGGACGAGGCAGCUCAGCAAGAAUAGCAAAAGGAAAAAAAGAAAUAAUGAAAUAAAUCGCAUGCUAGCUCAGCAGACCCCUUUCUGCAACCAGGUCUCAGUCCCUCCCCGUGUCUCCCCCAGGCAGGAGGUCCCGCAGAAGGUCAGGCCCGCAGGUCCAACAUUGUGCAGCAGCCAGGGUCACCUGAGGCAUCAUCAAGGAGAAGGAGGGGAAGAUGGAGGAAGAGCUGGGGGGUGGCCGGGCAGGACAUGGGGCCUUCCUGGGCUCCCUGCUGUGGGAGCGGGCCCUGCCCUACAGCGAGGUGGAGUAUGUUGACCUGGACGAGUUCCUGCUGGAGAAUGGGCUGCCCCCCAGCCCCAGCAGCCCACCUGGCACCUCACCCAGCCGCAUCCAUGCCAGUGCUCCUGGCUCUGCAGGGGCUCUCAGCCGCCCAGCCUCCUGCACCUCCACCACCUCAGCCUGCUCCUCGCCCAGUGAUGGCAGCACAGGCAGUGGCUGCCCCAAGACAGGCCCGGUGACCCCUGUGUCCAGGAGCACACCUAGCCCCGUGGACCCUGACAGCGUGGAGGUGCUGAUGAACUUUGACCCUGACCCUGCGGACCUGGCGCUGUCCAGCGUCCCUGGGCACGAGACCUUUGACCCGCGCAAGCACCGCUUCUCCGAGGAGGAGCUCAAGCCCCAGCCCAUCAUGAAGAAGGCACGGAAAAUCCAGGUGCCUGAGGAGCAGAAGGAUGAGAAGUACUGGAGCCGGCGGUACAAGAACAAUGAGGCAGCCAAGCGGUCGCGGGACGCUCGGCGCCUCAAGGAGAACCAGAUCACGGUGCGGGCAGCCUUCCUGGAGAAGGAGAAUGCUGUGCUGCGCCAGGAGGUGGCUGCCAUCCGCCAGGAGCUGUCCCGCUACCGCUCCAUCCUCUCCAAGUAUGAGGCUCAGCACGGAGCCUUGUAGGCACAGCCCUGCCCACCCUGUGGACACAUGGAAUGGAGCCCCCUCUGAUCAGGUGGGGGCUGGCCGGGCCCCUGGGACUUGGUCAGCAGCAGCCCCCUAGGACUGGCAGACUCUAAGGCUUGCCCCACAGGGCACAGACACCCAGGGACAGGGGCAGACUGAGCCCAUGGAUGCAGCGCCCCCUUCCCAGCUUGGACACAUUGGCACAAAGCCUCGUUGAAGAGGAUGGGGACCAGUGUUGAUGGGGACAGCUCUGAUCCAAUAGGGGAGGGUCAGUGCCAGGAUGCCUGGGUUCCCUCCCAACUCCAGGAGGGGAGUGUGGUCUGGUGGGUUAGACCAGAGAGGCUGGGAACCAGGAAACCUGGGUUCUGUAACAGCUCCAGAGAAAAGUGAGGUCUGGAGCAGUGGAGCCAGGAGCCUCGAGGAUUUGAUUCUUCCAGCUCUGCCUGUCCCCACCACCUUGCUCUGAUUGGUUGGCAGGCCACUUAGCAAGAGAAGUCGCUGUCCCUGCUCUGUCUCCCCCUGUGAUACUACACUUGGGGAGUGAAUGGUAGGGAGCUUCACUGCUGAACUGUUAAGUGACUGGGCUGAGACUUUGUGAGGUGCCUGAACCAGGGACAGAACCCAUGUGUCCUGGCUCAACCCUGCCUCUAAGCAUCCAGCACUGGAAGGAAGUGCAUUGCUUUACAGUAGGGUUGGCCGUCUUCUAAGUGGCUGUGGGGACAGCACAUCCUGCAGGCCAUACCAGCAGAGGUCACCCCCCCCCGAGCUGCACAUCACAUGGAUGCCCCCCUGCUGCAACAAGCACCUGCUUCAGUGCCCACUUGCUGCUGCAAUGAGCCCAUGUGGACAUUUCCCACUGCCCACCACACACCACAUGGCCCCAACCGCACUGGUGCGGAACUAAGAGGCCUGAGAACAGAAGGGGAACCCAGAGACUAUGAUUGGGGGGGGGGGGGGGGGCUGCAACUGGUCCAGAGCCCCAAGGAGCUGCAGCUUAACCCCCUCCUUCCCCACAUGGGCUGCCAAUUACAGCACAACUCCAUGCACCCCCUAGUGGCUAUUUGGUAUUCCAACACAGGCGAUUCCCAAAACAGGCACACAUUGGGAAUGGCUGGAGGGACCAUGCAGGGAUCUGGCCCAGGACACCUGAGUUCUGUCUGAAAUCUGGCAGGGGUGCGGGGACCUGGUGGGUUACAGCAGGGGGGGCGGGUGUUGCUGGGAGGCAGGGCACCUGGGUUCUGUUCCAGCUGUACAUAGGAACUAGUCAAACACUGACCCUGUUUUCUGUAUAAUGAGAGCUUUGCUUUCAUUGUCCUUCCCACCUCUCUGAUAGAACCCAGGCAUCCUGUCCCACCCUGCUUCCCUCCCAGCACUAGGAUAGCACCCAGGUGUCCUGGCUCCCAGCCUUCCCCCUGCUAUAACACACCAGAUCCCAUCCCCCCCCCCCCCUUUUGCACUCUGACCACUUUACUGCCCUGGGUCCCCCUCUUGCCCAGUGCAUAUUAUAUUUUUGGUGUGGGGGGGAUGUCUUUCCUCCCCACUGGACCAGUACAAACGGGUUUGCCGACCAUGCCCCAGGGCUGGCCGGCCAAGGGGUGGGUGGGGGGCAGGUUCCCUGUGUACUUCUUUGCCAGGGUUGAGAUGUGAGAUAUAUUUUGGUAAAACUACUUGGCCAUCUAUGCCAUCCCACCUGCCCUAGGCAUGGCCAGGACCCCUGCAUCCCCCAGGCAGCCCAGUGAGACCAGGGCAUAUCCCACCCGCAGGGGUGUCCACUGAACAAUGGGGGGGGGGGGCACGUGCCCACACCAGCUCAGCCUGGGUGCUGGGUUGGGGGUGGCUGUGUUGGGUUGGGACUGCGGGUACUGGGGCGGUGGGAGGGCAGGAGGGGCAUUUUGUACAGACACGGGGUGGGGGGCAGGGAAAGUUUUUCUUUUCUAUAUAACAAAUGGAGGCUGGUCUGGGUGGUGAGGGGGCUUACACCCCACCCCAGCACAGAGCAGGAUGAAUAAAGAGACUGGACAGGCAGGAA